Molecule: messenger RNA, 1824 nt
Organism: Rotaria socialis
Lineage: Eukaryota; Metazoa; Rotifera; Eurotatoria; Philodinida; Philodinidae
Source: the annotation of a GenBank genome assembly
AUGGAAACUGAGUUAUUACCAAAUGUACGUGGAACUGUUCAAUCACUUCGAAAUAUGUGGAGUGAAAAAGUACAAGACGAACAAAAAAUAUUGAAACAAAAACCACACGGAUGUGGAUUAAAUUCACAACAACCACAGAAAAAAAUAAUCAAGGACGAUAUUAAAUCUCCUGCAAGUACGGAAACAACAAACAUUGACGAGCAACCAAAAAUUAUGGUUUAUGUUGAAAAAUCAUCCGACAUUGUACUAAGUGAAAAAUCAUCAUCAUCAAACAACGAUGCGGACGAGAUUUUAUCCCUUCCUGCACCACCAACAUCUGUUAUUUUUCAACAUCAAACACAAUCACUUAUUACACUUGAGCAAAGUGCUAUGGAAUUUUUUGAUAUCGAUAAAACUAAAGCUCAUGAUAGAAACAUCAAAACUGGUGGUAUUCGUCAUUGGCAUUUAGCUCGUCACGUAUUUCGAAGUGGCCUUGUAUUUAGUUCAUCAAGGCGUGCAUCGGAUAGUAUUAUUCCGUUAUUAAUGAAAACAAGAAACGCCCAAUGUCGUCUUAGAGCAGAAAGUGUCGAUAGUACUCAAAUUCAAACACAAUUUCAAAAUCUAAUUGAUUAUAUUUCAUAUAAUAAUGAUGAAAAUAUAAAUUCAUCAGACAAGAAAAUAAUCGUCAAACGUACAACAUCAGAUACAACUGCUUGUAUACAAAGAAAUAAAUUAAAUGAUACUAUUGCUCAGUAUGAAACAAUAAUGCGUCAUUUAAAAAACUAUGAUAAAUUUACGGCAACAUAUCCAAUAUCGUCACCAUCAUUAUUAGCAAGUAGUAAACCAACAAAUAAAAAAGAAAUAUUGAAGAAAACGGAAGAGUAUUUUCAACAAAAUUCAAUUAAUAAAUCAUCAACCCGAAAUACACAAACGCAAUCGUUAGCAAGAAGUGCUGGACGUACAUUUACAGAAUUCAUUAUGAAUGAUCUUUUGUCAGCGAAUACAUCUAAAGCAUCAUCCAAUGUAGAAACAUUUCCUAAAAUUGCUGAUACUGCAUCACAAACUGAAUCAAUACCAUUAAUUGAAACAGACGAAUCAAUUCAUUCAGAAGAAACACAUCAAGUUAUCAAAGAAUUUAAUAAUGCUCUUAUUGAAUGCGAUUCCGAAAUUCCAAUAACUGCUAACAGUGAAAUUAAUGUUAUUAUUGUUAGUCCUGUUGAUACGCUAGCGCCAGCUAUUAUAUUACCUGAAGAGCAGCCACUUAUGCAACGUUUAUUCGAAGGAAAAAAGAGUGCAUAUUCACCCGAUGAUCUUAACAUGGAAACACAGCGAAUACCCGAAGAAUUGAUGAGCACAUUUAAAAUUGCAACGAAAAAAUGUUUUCUACCAUCAGAACAAAUUCUAUAUGCAACGAAAAUGAUUAAAAUCGAUCGUCGAGGCUACAAGCAGCGUCUUCGAAUUCUAUGUAUAACAACGCAACGAGUUUAUAUAAUAACAAAAAAGAAUCCAUAUCCAAAAGAACAUAUUUUAUUCAAAGAUAUGCUUGGUAUUAUUUGUACACCAUGUAAAGAUGGUUUUAUAUGCGUUAAAACACGAGAAAUGCGUGAUGAUCGAGGGGAUUGGCUCUUUCUGGUUGAUCAUCCAUGCGAAGUUGUGACACAGAUGUUUAUAGCCAUGGGAAGAGAUGAUAAUAAUGAUAAGUACCUCAAACUUGAAUCCACAUUUCGACAUACGCGCCGAAGCACAGGCACAUUCAGUGACGAUGGUACAAUCGAAGCUCGUCCAUCCGAGACAUUUCGUAUUGAAUAUGAAAAUUACGAAGUUUUAGUUAUCUAUACACCGUGA